CUUGCUGCUGAGUUUCUUCUACCUAAAUGACUCUCAGACAUGUAGCCUUAGCCACGGUUUCCUCUUCCCCUCUUUGUCACCUGUUAGUUUCUCUUUUAACCCUGUCUGUGUCACAGCAAGAAAUUCAGUAAACUCGACCAAAACUACCUACAGAGAAAUAACCAAAUGAUGAGAGUAAUGUUAGAAUACCUGUUUGUGUUGAUGGGAAGUAGAGUUAAUAUAAACUCUGCAGGAUGUUUAAAAUGUGAUUUAGAUCUGUGACAUGUAGUGGGCUUUACUCAGCAGUCUCAACGUGUUGAGGUAAAAGAUGAAAUCCAUCAAAUACAUGCUCUAAAUGUGUUUUAGUCUGAAUCUGAAGGUUCUCUUUAGUUUUCACUCUUUAAUCUUUGAAAUGUUUUUAAAAUGAGGUGAUCUGAUGAGAAGUUAGUGACGAGCAUUCAGGAAGAAAAUAAUCUACAGGACGCCAUUUCAGAUAUCAGAGGAGGAGGAAGACUCCCUCUCUGAUCCGACAUGUUGUAUAAAGAGUAAAUGAGCAGCAGUGUUACAUGUGAGAGACUCACAACAGAAGUCAUAACAGAACAUUUAUAAUUAUCAGUUAUUUAUUAGCCUGAUUAAUUAUGCUGCACCAAAGAGAUGAGACAUGCUUAAUGUCUGUAAAGAUCUCUCUCUGUGAUCAGGUUCACCACCUCACAAUAAAGCUCUGGUUAUAAAAAGUUGUGAAGUCUUGUGUUGAGGAGCAGCAGGAAGGGACUGAGCGGGUCAUCAUAAUCAUCUGUCCUCAUCGUGCUGAAUAAUCAGUUUAUUAUUUUAAACAUUAAGAUUUUACAAAGUUGAGGAGGCAGUAAUCAGCUAUGUCAGUUGAAACUACAGCGGCCUUCUGUUGCUCUAUGUAACCGUUCAUUGUCUUAAUUCAUUGGCAGUAAUUGUAGACUAAACAUACACUUGUGUGCUCAGUUAGGGAAUGUGAUAACAUCCGGUUUAAAGUGUGCAAAUGUCUCUGUCCAAGUGGUCCUGUGUUCGCUUCUAUAAUGUUGCUUAAAGGGAACUUCUUUACGCCACCCUCAACUCUUGAGGAAAUAAUUUGGACUGUUUUCUCCCCUAUUGACUCACUGACACCGGCAACUCUAUUAACAUAUAAAGGCGAGACAGGCAUCAAUUAUUAUUUGAGAUAUAAUUAAUAUAUGGGAGAUACUUAACGUUGUGGGGCCCCCUCUAAAAGGAGAAGAUACAUCUCAAGGGGUUUAUCCUGAUAAAGACUUUUAAUUUAUAUUUAGUUUGAUUCUAACCAGGAGAAACUCUUUGAGAUUAAUAAUCUGUCCAAAAGUUUAUGGCAAACAAGCGGCCCAACAUACAAACACAAUACAAGAUACAUGACUGUAAUACAUAAGACAUGAAAUAACAUGAGCCAUAAGAUAUAAAUCACAUUUGUCUGUGUUGCUGCAACGACUUAAUUUAUCCUGGGGAUCAAUAAAAUAUGACCCUAUCUUAAAGAUGGAACACCAAACAGUACAGUGAAAUAAGGUUUGUUAUCCUCAGUAACCAAACUGACCUCCACACUAAUCUUUUUCUCUCAUUCUCAAACCCUGCUGUUCUUUUCCAGUUGAAUCAGUCUCUGAUGUUUACAGCAGAGUGACGUCAUGGCGACUGCAGCAGCAGACACAGAUGAUCUGUUUCCUCUGAGGCGCAGUAGCAGCAUGAGAUCGUUACCACCUCACAUGUCUGAGCUGAGGGUGGUUCUGCUGGGGAACAGCUGGUCUGAGAGGAGUUCAGUGGGGAACUUUAUACUCGGAGAGACUGUGUUCAACACUGAGGAAGAACCAGACGGCUGUUUGAAGGUCUUAAAACAGAUAAAGGAGAAAGACAUAGUUCUUAUCAACACUCCAGAUCUGCUGAGUCCCCACAUCUCUGAAGACAGACUGACAGAACAUGUGACAGACUGUGUGAGACUCUCUGAUCCUGGACCUGAUGUGUUCCUGCUGGUUCUACAACCUGAAGACUUCAGGGAGGAACACAAACUGAGACUCUGCAGAGUCCUUAAACACUUCAGUGAUCGAUCAUUUGAUCAUUCAUUGAUACUGAUAUCAUCACCCAGAGAGCAGGGCUCCAAAUAUACUCAGUAUUCUCCCCUCAAAGACAUGAUCAGAGAGUGUAGGUACAGAUAUGUGGAGCGGAUGAACCUUGAACUUCCAGAGCUGUUGACACGUUUGGGUCAAAUUGUGAAGGAGCACGAUGGAGAGCAUGUCAGCUGUGAUGUGAUCAUGGAUCCCACUGAUGAAACACAAAUCACACAUCAAAGGAAAACCAGACCUGGCAGCAUUGGUGCUGUUGCUGCUGGGCCACCUGCUAAUGAUGACAUCAUCCCAUCUGGGGAAAUCAGAAUUUUGCUUCUGGGGAAAAAGGAUGACAGAAUGUCAAAGCUUGGUGACUUCAUCAAAGCCAAAAUAAAAAAACCUUUUGCAGCAAAACAAAAGGUGGAGACUGCAGAGUGGAGAGGAAAGCCUCUAAAAGUAGUAAAAACUCCAGAUGUUUUCAGUCUGUCUGUGGAGAAGCUCAGAGGAGAGAUGAGGAAGGCUGUGAGUCUUUGUCCUCCAGGACCAAAUGUUCUGCUGCUGUUAGUGAAACCUUCUGAUUUCACUGAAGAGAACAGACAAACACUGAAGUUCAUCCUCAGAUUGUUUGAUCAAGAUGCUUUUAAACAUUCAGUGAUCAUCAUCACACAUGAGGGCGGUCAUCCAUCCUCUUUUAGACGUCUACUUAAAGACUGUGGAGACAGACACUACAGGAAGGCUGACAACAAUCCUACAUCAUUAAUGAAGAAGAUAGAGAACAUUGUUCAUGGAAACAAAGGAGCCUUCCUCACCCUCAGUGAAAAGUCUUCUGUAUCAAAGUCUGAACACAUGAAACCAGCUUUAAACCUGGUCCUGUGGGGGAGGAGAGGAGCAGGGAAGACUUCAGCAGCAAAGGCCAUUUUAGGUCAGACAGGUCUUCAUUCAGCCUCCAGCUCAUCAGAGUGUGUUAAACAUCAGGGAGAGGUGUGUGGACGUCGGGUUUCCCUGGUGGAGCUUCCUGCUCUGAGUGGAGAACCUCUGGAGACAGUGAUGAAGGAAUCACUCAGGUGUGUCUCCCUCUGUGAUCCUGAAGGUGUCCAUGCCUUCAUCCUGGUCCUACCUGUGGGUCCUCUCACUGAUGAAGACAAGGGAGAGUUAAAGAUGAUCCAGGACACCUUCAGCUCUCGAGUCAAUGCCUUCACCAUGAUUCUGUUCACUGUAGAGUCAGAUCCUACAGCUCCAGCUGUUGUAAAGUUUGUAAAGAAAAACAAGGAAGUUCAGAGCUGUGGAGGAAGAUCUUUUGUUCUCAACAUCAAGGACCAGCAGCAGAUCCCAGAGCUGUUGGACACGGUGGAAAAGAUGAGACUCUACAAAGACAAACCCUGCAGCUACACAACAGAAACAUUUGCACAUGCUCAAACAGAAAAAAUCAGCACAUUACAGGCUGAGCUUAAGGGCAUGAAAACAAGAUGCCUGAUCAGCUGUGGUGAUGAUGAGAAGCAGAGCUCAGAGGGUCUCAGGAUUGUGAUGAUCGGGAAGACCGGUUGUGGGAAGAGCUCUUCAGGAAACACCAUUCUAGGAAGAGAGGAGUUUAAAGCCAAAUCAAGCCAAACAUCCGUCACUAAACGCUGUCAGAAAGCACACGGUGAGAUUGAUGGUCGUCCUGUCACUGUGGUCGACACUCCUGGUCUGUUUGACACAACUCUGUCCAAUGAAGAGGUUCAUGAAGAGAUGAUAAAAUGCAUCAGUCUUCUGGCUCCAGGUCCACAUGUCUUCCUGUUGGUGCUACACAUCGGAAGAUUCACACCUGAGGAGAAGGAGACAUUCAAACUGAUCAAAGAAGGCUUUGGGAAGCAUGCUGAGAAGUUCACCAUCAUCCUUUUAACUGGAGGAGAUAAACUGCAGCAUGACAACAUGUCCAUUGAAGAAUAUACUAAAGAGGGAUGUGAUGAGUCUUUCAAGAAACUGAUCUCUGACUGUGGAGGAAGAAACCACGUGUUCAAUAACUAUGACGAACAAAACAGAACUCAGGUCAGUGAGCUGAUGGCAAAGAUCGACACAAUGGUGAAGACAAAUGGAGGCAGCUGCUACACCAAUGAGAUGCUGCAAGAAGCUGAAACUGCUAUAAAGAAAGAAAUGGAGAGACUCUUCAAGGAGAAAGAAGAGGAGAUGAGAAAAGAGAGGGAGGAACUUCAAAGAAAACACGAGGAAGAAAUGAAAGAAAUGGAGGAAAGAAUGAAAAAACAAGAAGAAGACAUGAAGAAAGAGAGAGAAAAGAGAGAAAAAGAACUUAAAGAAAAGGAGGAAAUCAUUCAGAAGGAACAAGAGGACAGACAAAAAGAAAAGGAGAUGAGAGAAGAAGAAGACAGGAAGAGAAAAGAACAGGAAGAACUUCAGCGACAGGAGUGGGAACAGAAAUUUGAAGCUUUGGAGGAAAAGAUAAAGUCAGAAUCAGACGAGAAAGAAACCACUGACGGACAACUGGAUGAGAACAGAGAAAAGAUGAGAGAAGAAAGAGAGAGUCGGGAGAAACAACAAAAAGAGUGGUGGGAAAAACGAAAUCAAGAAGAGGAACAGAGACGACAGGAGGAAAGAACAAGACUCAGAAAACUUCAAGAAGAGUUUGAACAGGAAAGAGAAAAUUCUGAAAAGAAAAGAAAGGAAGAGGAUCAGAGAAGACAGGAAGAAGAGGAAAAAGAGAAGAAAGCCAUUGAGGAGAAGUACAAGACAGAAAUUGAGAGUCUGACAAAGAAGCAUGAAGAUGAAGUCAGAAAGAAAGCUGAAGAGUUCAAUGAGUUCAAAGAGAAAUACAGAAAGGAAUCAGCAGCUCAGAAGGAAGAGUACGGGAAACAAAUGAAAGACAAAGAUGAACAAUAUGACAUCUUGACGGUGCUGAAAGCCCACAAUGAAGAAGAAAUGAAGAAGAAACAUCUACAACAUAUUUGUGACAUAAUGAAAUGUGUGAACAAAAAGAAGGAAAACCUCAAAGAAAUCAGUGAGUUACUGAGAACACAGGAAGAAGAAAUGAAAAAUCCGGAAACUGAGGAGGCAAAGAAAAGUCUGGAGGACAAACAUGAAAGAGAAAUGGACGACCUGUUGAAGAAACUUUUGAAUCAAGCCGACAAAAAAAUGUUGUCACAAUCUAAAAAAUAUUUUGGUUUUCUUAACUGAAACUAAAAAAGCAUCAGACAUACUGUGGUUGUUUUUAUUGGACAGCAUAUCACGGUCACAGGAAUACUUCUCCUGAUGGUCAUUUGUUUGAAUCUGCUGUCUCUGAAGCUGCAGGUAACCAAAGCAACAGUAAUGAUGCUUCAAGCUUAAUCAACAGGUGACAGGAAAACUAAAGACUCUCUACAUCUAAGGAGAAAACAAGCAGCUGACCUCAGAGGAGGUGACUUAAUCAAUGUGGUGCUGGAACAAAGUUAAUCCAAAGAAUGAACCUUUAUCUAACACCAGUUUCUGACUCCAGACAUGAAGUUGUCUCAUCACAGUUAUCUGUAGAGGAACGUUUUAUCUGAAGCUGAAAAACAUUACUGAUAAACAUAGACACAGAGGAUGUUAUACUCAGUGAACUAUUGAGGAUGUAAGCUCUGUCUUAGCAGCUCGUAGAUCACAGUUAACAGCCUGUCUUCUCUUGGUGAGGAUGUUUGUGAGGAUGUGUUGGUCAAGUUGUGACUUAUGACUUCUCUGUGUCUCUAUAUGACAUAACAACCUUUAAUGAGCUUGGUGAUGUCUUAAAAACUGAGCUGCAGGUUUUGAGUUUUCUCCAGGUUUAAGUGUCACCUUGUUACAUGAGGUGAUGAAAACAUGCAGAUUUGAAGCUCUGAUUGAAAGGGGAGAUUGAAUCUGGCCCUGUGUCUGUGUAUCUGCUGCCCUCUGCUGGUUUCCUGUUAUCAUUGGUUACUGCUCAAACAGUCUGCAGUGUGCUCCAGCUGAAACAACAUCUUGUUUUCUUUGAAUCGUUUUCUUAACAUGUGAGACAGAAAGAAGUGAACUAGUGUCUUUACAGUGUGCUGUGCACUUUGUUUUGUAAAGACUGGAGUUCAUGUUUGUUUCUAAAACUUCUCUUGGACAGGCAGAUUGUGACAAAGUGUAUUCUGCUCUCACCCAAAUCUAACAAACUAUAAUGAAGCAGCAACAUUUAAAAGCUGAAUAACUCACUCAGUUAUGAUAAUAGUUUAAUCUUUAACUUUCAUAAUCUUCUAUAUUUGACUUUAUUUCUUUAAUGUGUUUCCAGUUAUAUAUCUUUGUUUGGUUAAAUAUGAAGUAAGACUUGAUUUGGUGAAACUGAUCACAUUAACUUCAGAUAAAUCUUGAAGUGUACAUUCUGUGUUUGAUCAUUAGAAACUGUUUCCCUGAUAAAAUGAAUGCAUUUGUUUCUUUUAGUCAUUUUAAAUCAUUAGUUUUAAACUGUUUAACCUCUGAU
Notolabrus celidotus (New Zealand spotty) is the source of this 6474-nucleotide messenger RNA. RefSeq names its product CAP-Gly domain-containing linker protein 1-like. The coding region runs from base 1638 to 5219 and encodes 1193 amino acids. Lineage: Eukaryota; Metazoa; Chordata; Actinopteri; Labriformes; Labridae. The transcript has 6 exons. The record is from RefSeq and is a predicted model, not a curated record. Gene Ontology annotation, molecular function: GTP binding.